AUGGCGACGUUCCGUGCGUAUUGUGCCUGUGUUCCUUGUAAAGUGGCCUCAACGCGGCAAUCUCGGCGUCCGCAGCGAAUCAAACUGAGUUUCAGCCGCAACUUCUCGAUAAAUAUGUCGUGCUAGUACCGCGAAAGCAAAGAACGAUGAGCUUCUCGAGUGAUGAAGUCAACUUUUUGGUUUACCGGUACCUUCAAGAAUCUGGAUUUCAGCAUUCUGCGUACACAUUUGGUAUAGAAUCGCAUAUAUCGCAGAGUAAUAUUAAUGGAGCGUUAGUACCGCCAGCAGCGCUUUUGUCGAUUCUACAGAAAGGGCUGCAGUACACAGAGGCAGAGAUAUCAAUAGGUGAAGAUGGAACUGAACAGAGAAUGGUGGAAUCCUUGUCUCUUAUCGACGCCGUUAUGCCGGACGUUGUGGCGUCAAGGCAAAAUCAAAUUAACCAACAAAAGCAACAGGUGAAAACAGAAGUACAAGAUACAAAUGGGGAAGAAGUUGUUACCUCCAAUGAAGGUGUAGGCACAAAUGAGAGAGGAGGAGAUAGGACAGAAAUGGAAGUAGAUGAACAACAACAAGGUUCAGGCAGGGGAACUAAUGCUAGCGCUGUUGAAAUUCCAGACACUAAAGCUACAAUAUUACGUGGUCAUGAAUCGGAAGUUUUCAUAUGUGCAUGGAAUCCAACAACUGAUCUUUUGGCUUCUGGUUCAGGAGAUAGCACAGCUCGUAUUUGGGAUAUGUCCGGUAGUUCUCAAGCUCCGAAUCAGCUUGUCCUCCGUCAUUGCAUACAAAAAGGUGGUACAGAGGUGCCAAGCAACAAAGAUGUUACUUCGUUGGAUUGGAAGUGCGAUGGUACCUUAUUAGCGACAGGAAGUUACGAUGGUUAUGCACGAAUUUGGAAGACAGACGGUAAAUUAGCAUCCACAUUAGGUCAGCACAAAGGUCCAAUUUUUGCAUUAAAGUGGAACAAACGUGGUAACUAUAUAUUAAGUGCCGGGGUUGACAAAACCACCAUCAUAUGGGACGCAGAAAGUGGACAAUGUACUCAACAAUUUAGUUUUCAUUGUGCACCUGCAUUGGAUGUUGAUUGGCAAACAAAUACAUCAUUUGCUAGUUGUUCUACUGACCAAUGCAUUCAUGUAUGCAAACUUAAUGUUGAUAAACCAAUCAAGAGCUUCCAAGGUCAUACGAAUGAAGUUAAUGCUAUAAAAUGGGAUCCUCAAGGCAACUUAUUGGCCAGUUGUUCAGAUGACAUGAGCCUUAAAAUUUGGUCAAUGAAACAAGACACAUGGGUACACGAUCUACAAGCUCAUAGCAAAGAAAUCUAUACUAUUAAAUGGUCUCCGACUGGACCUGGUACCCACAAUCCAAAUAUGAAUUUAACUUUAGCUAGUGCAUCAUUUGAUUCGACUGUAAGGUUAUGGGAUGUGGAAAGAGGUGCAUGUAUACACAGACUUACGAAACAUACGGAACCAGUGUAUAGCGUAGCAUUUAGUCCGGAUGGUAAAUUCCUUGCUAGUGGAAGUUUCGACAAAUGUGUUCAUAUUUGGUCUACUCAGAACGGUCAAUUGGUGCACAGUUACCAAGGUACUGGUGGAAUUUUCGAAGUUUGUUGGAACAGUCGAGGAGAUAAAGUUGGUGCUUCUGCAUCCGAUGGCAGUGUAUUUGUCCUUGAUCUUCGUAAAAUGUGAUCGCAAGUGAAUUAUAGACUAUAUUUUAUUUCUUGGAAUUAUUAUCAUUCUAAGUUACCUUCAAUAAUUCUUGUUUUACUUUCGUUCUGUUCUUUAUUAUCCGGAAUGCUAGCCACAUUUAUCAAUUAUUUGAUCUAUUCUUGCUUGUUGAGUACGUAGUUCCGUAGGAUAUUAAUUAUUUAUACACAGAAUUAAAACGGCUCGAUAAUUUGCGAGCUGAACGUAAAUAUGAAAUGGAGGAUAUGUGGCUUUCUUUUAAUUGUUUUGCUGGAAUUUUGUUAAAAAUGUUUAUAAAGAAGCAUUGUACAUUAAUAUUUUCAACGACAACACUGUACAAUUUGAGACAUUAUGACAGAUAUAUUUCCAGAGAAAAAAGAUACUAUCCUCGUUCACGUGAGUGAAUGGGGUACAUGUUAUAAUUUUAAUGAGAAUAUUAAGCAUUGUACGAAACGUCGAUAAUAAUAAGGAAUGAAAUAAAUCUUUUUAAAAAAUAGUA
Messenger RNA from Frieseomelitta varia, 2181 nucleotides. Its product is annotated as F-box-like/WD repeat-containing protein TBL1XR1. The transcript is spliced from 6 exons. Gene Ontology annotation, cellular component: histone deacetylase complex. Lineage: Eukaryota; Metazoa; Arthropoda; Insecta; Hymenoptera; Apidae. Gene Ontology annotation, molecular function: transcription corepressor activity; protein binding. The record is from RefSeq and is a predicted model, not a curated record. Gene Ontology annotation, biological process: regulation of transcription by RNA polymerase II. Bases 147 to 1685 code for a protein of 512 amino acids.